CUGUUUGCCAGUUUGGAUGGAUUGCCUGUAAAAUUAUUUCUGUUUAUAUACACUGAAUAAAUAUCGAGAGAAUUCAGAAAAGAACACAUGGACCGUGCUUUCCGUGGUCAGUUACUGCUGGUAGGGGAGGGGGACUUUUCCUUAUCGGUAUCACUCCUGACAUGUUUACCACAGGCUUUGUGGGAAAAUAUCACAUCAACCAGUCUUGAGUCAGAGUCAAGUAUAAUGAAGCACAAGAAUGCAACAGAUAACAUCAAAUGGCUUACUCAGCAAGGUGUGAAUGUGUAUUUGAACACAGAUGCAACUCACCUUGACAGCCAGGAGAAAAUACGGACAAAGAAGUAUGCCAGAAUCAUCUUCAAUUUCCCACAUGCUGGGGGCAAGUCAAAUCACAAGAAAAAUCGCAAGCUAUUGAAAGAUUUCUUCUGCAGUGCUGUUGACAUGUUGGAUGAUGGCGGUGAGAUUUAUGUCACUCUUUGUAAAGGACAGGGUGGGACUCCAGCAGAUCAGCCCCGCAGAAAAUGGCAUGACAGUUGGCAGGUCGUUGCUAUGGCAGCAUGUGCUAAUUUAGUCCUAAAAGAAGUUGUUCCUUUUGUUGCUGAGAAACUUUCUGAAUACACAUCUACAGGUUUUAGGAGUCAAGACAAGGGAUUUAAUACAGAUGGAGCUCUAACACAUAUCUUUGUUCGGACUGAACCUAUAGUCAUCCCAGGGGGUCACAUAAAAGAGCACCACAGAAUAACCUGUCCUUGUAAUAGCUAUCUACAACAAAAAACAUUCAGACAACUGCACGAAGAAGAUGGAAAUCCAUUGUGUUAUCUUUCUCAAAAAUUAGAAGUAGAGCUAAACAAGAAGCUAAACUUCUGGUCUGUUGAGAUUACCCAGGAUUGCACUUUAAAGAACACCUCUUCCUGCCAAUGCAAGGCUCCUGAAAACUCUGAAGAAGAAGCAAAAUUUUCAACAUUAGGGGCACCACAAUGGAAUCAUCAUCAAAGUUUUCCUGAGGAAUUACUAGUGGGUCACCCAGCCUUAGGUACCCUCCAAAGAAUUGUGAAUGUUCCCGUUACACUGGAGGGUCUCCCAGUAAUGCAUUUUAUGAUUGGAUGUGUUCCUUCACUUAGUGAUUCAAUGCAAAUUGAACAAAUCUUAGAAAAUGUAAAUAAAAUUUUCAGUGAUAUUUCAAAAGGAUCAUGCAAACUUGAAGUAGCAGGUACUCAGAUUCAUCUAAAAAUGGAAUGUAUAGAUGAAAAAAUCUCUCAUGAAAUAGGACAUGUGUUUUCUUAUACAAAAGGUAACAAAACAUUUGACAUUUUUUCUUUGAAUCUGGACAAAUUAGCUGUGCCAUUGUUUCAGUUGCCAAACAUCCGAUUACUGUGGUCACAAGACAGUCAAGUUGUUGAGGGUUAUCAGAAGAUGUUGAAGUCUGACCCCCCACUACUUCUCCCAACCAUAAGUUUGUACCCUCUUGUUUUCUCCCAUGAUAUCAGUUUCUGGGAGAACACUCAAAUUCCAUUCAAUGAACCUGAUUUUUUAUCAGUGAUUAGGGAAGUUUGUGGAGAUCUCGUUGUAUGUGUAGAACUCCUGGACAGAUUCCACAGCGUAGAGCUGAACAAAGUUAGCAGGUGCUACCGCCUUCAGUUCCAGGCUUUUGAUAAAGCCCUGAGUUACGAUACUUCCUGGAAGCUCCAGAGCCACCUUAGACUGUGUGUAGCUAGUGUAAUGAAGGUGGAACUCCGCUAGAUUCUUACUGAAGUGUACAAUGACCAUGAGUAUUAAACCAUGGGAAAAAAAUUUACUUGUAUAAAGCAGUGAGGUUGUUGCAGAUUUAAAGAAUUAAGUACGGUUGAGACAUUAAUGUAAAACUCUUAUUAUAAUAUAAAUACAAACACACAUGAAAUGAAUACUUGUUGUAUUUGUUACAAAGUUCAAAGAUAAUAUCAACCGUAUGUAGAUGAAAUUACAUACAUGUAAUUACAUAGAGUACACGUGAAUAUCAAAGGUAUUUUGGAUGUCUUUAGCAAUUAAAUAUAUUGUGUUUUAAUGUAUAUCUAUGUAUUAUGUAUUGGGCACAAAAUAUAAAGUAAACUA
This is a messenger RNA of Saccostrea echinata, 2088 nucleotides long. Its product is annotated as ferredoxin-fold anticodon-binding domain-containing protein 1-like. Bases 88 to 1740 code for a protein of 550 amino acids. Gene Ontology annotation, cellular component: cytoplasm. Gene Ontology annotation, molecular function: rRNA (uridine-N3-)-methyltransferase activity. The transcript has 6 exons. The record is from RefSeq and is a predicted model, not a curated record. Gene Ontology annotation, biological process: rRNA base methylation. NCBI's taxonomy places the organism in Eukaryota, Metazoa, Mollusca, Bivalvia, Ostreida, Ostreidae.